Molecule: messenger RNA, 698 nt
Organism: Periophthalmus magnuspinnatus
Lineage: Eukaryota; Metazoa; Chordata; Actinopteri; Gobiiformes; Gobiidae
Gene: cfap20
Product: cilia and flagella associated protein 20
Exons: 6
Coding region: 55-639 (194 amino acids)
Biological process (GO): positive regulation of cell motility; regulation of cilium beat frequency involved in ciliary motility; cilium assembly
Cellular component (GO): motile cilium; ciliary basal body
Source: RefSeq, a predicted model, not a curated record
UGCGCACGCAUAAUAAAACACACAGUGUAGAUAAACAGCAGUUUUCCAGCCAGAAUGUUUAAAAAUACAUUCCAGAGUGGCUUCUUGUCUAUUUUAUACAGCAUCGGCAGCAAACCCCUUCAGAUUUGGGACAAAAAGGUGCGAAAUGGACACAUAAAGAGAAUAACAGAUAAUGACAUCCACUCCAUGGUGCUAGAGGUGGAAGGGACCAAUGUCAGUACUACUUACAUAACAUGUCCUGCUGACCCAAAGAAGACACUGGGUAUCAAGCUCCCGUAUCUAAUCAUGAUGAUCAAAAACCUAAAGAAAUAUUUUUCCUUUGAAGUCCAGGUCUUAGAUGACAAAAAUGUUCGACGGAGGUUCCGGGCGAGUAACUAUCAGAGCACAACGCGAGUGAAACCAUUUAUCUGCACGAUGCCAAUGCGGCUCGACGACGGCUGGAACCAGAUUCAGUUCAACCUGUCAGACUUCACUAGGAGAGCGUACGGCACCAACUACAUCGAGACACUAAGGGUACAGAUCCAUGCCAACUGCCGCAUAAGGAGAAUAUAUUUCUCAGACAGACUUUACUCCGAGGACGAAUUACCAGCAGAGUUUAAACUGUAUGUGCCUGUUCGAAAUCAGAAGGCAAAGCAGUAAAGCUUCCAGACACAACCGCUUCCACCUUGUAAUGAAGUUUAGCCGUUUUGUGUUCCUCU